Messenger RNA from Ochotona princeps (American pika), 2263 nucleotides. It is a transcript of the gene SERPINB12, whose product is annotated as serpin family B member 12. The coding region runs from base 1 to 1464 and encodes 487 amino acids. Gene Ontology annotation, biological process: negative regulation of endopeptidase activity. Gene Ontology annotation, molecular function: serine-type endopeptidase inhibitor activity. The record is from RefSeq and is a predicted model, not a curated record. Lineage: Eukaryota; Metazoa; Chordata; Mammalia; Lagomorpha; Ochotonidae. The transcript is spliced from 8 exons.
AUGGACUCUCUUGUUGCGGCAAACACCAAAUUUUGCUUUGACAUUUUUCAAGAGAUCAGCCGAGAUGAUUGUCGCAAGAAUAUCUUUUUCUGUCCUCUGAGCCUCUCUGCUGCCCUUGGCAUGGUCCGCCUGGGGGCUAGAGGCGACAGUGGCCGUCAGAUUGAUGAGCAAAGGUUAGCUGCGGAGUACAGUGUCUAUCUUCCAGUCCUGGCUUUGGAUGUUCCUUCUUCAGGCACUGGGGUCACCUGCUCACAGCAGGAUGCUGUGCAGUGCAGCACGCACCGCUUGCCUCCUGCCUGCAAACUCUGGCCGGUUCACCUGCUGUGCCUUGUUGGAUUUAAUACUCUAGACUCUGUCAAUGUCACGCAGGUGCUACACUUCAAUGAAAUUUCCCAGGAAGAGGACAAAGAGCCCAUUCCCUGUAGGAAAAGCAGAGAAAGAGUGCCGGCUGACAGUGCCUCAGAAGGGCAGAAGGGAGUGACAGGAGCGACUGAGUCAUCCAAAGAAGAGAAUGAACUGCUGAGCUGCUACUUUGGGAAACUUCUCUCCAGAUUAGACAGAAUCAAACCUGAUUACACCAUAAGUAUAGCCAACAGGCUUUACGGAGAGCAGGAAUUCCCAAUCAGUCGGGAAUAUGUAGAAGGUGUGAUUCAAUUUUAUCACACAACAAUUGAAAGUGUUGAUUUUCGGAAAGACCCUGAGAAUUCCAGACAACUGAUUAACUUCUGGGUUGAAUCUCAAUGUCAAGGUAAAAUCAAGGAAUUCUUCAGCAAGAACACCAUCAAUGAUGCGACUGUGCUGGUCCUGGUGAAUGCUGUUUACUUCAAAGCCAAAUGGGAUAGAUGUUUUGACUAUAAACACACGGUCGAAGCAGACUUUGUUCUAAAUGAGAAGGAGAAGAAGAGUGUGAAGAUGAUGAAGCAGAAGGGUGUGUUUAAACUGGGCUUUGUGGAAGAGCUGAAAAUGCAGAUUCUGGAGAUAAAGUACACCAAGGGGGAGCUCAGCAUGUUUGUGCUGCUGCCUUCUUCUUCUGAAGACAACCUGCAGAGCCUGUGCGAGCUUGAAAGAAAUAUCACCUACGAAAAAGUAGCAGCUUGGUGCAACUCAAAAAAUAUGUCAGAAGAGAAGGUGGCUGUCUCCUUUCCCCAGUUCACCCUGGAAGAUACUUAUGAUCUCAAUUCCUUUCUCCAAGACCUGGGCAUUACGGAUAUCUUUGAUGAAAGAAAGGCUGAUCUAACCAGAAUCUCUUCAAGCCCCAAUCUGUAUUUGUCCAAGGUUGUCCACAAAGCCUUUGUGGAGGUGGAUGAGGCUGGCACAGAGGCAGCUGCAGGCAGUGGUGCUGUGGGCGUGGAGAUGUCAGUGCCAUCCUGGGCGGAGUUUAACGCUAAUCACCCUUUCCUCUUUUUAAUCAGGCACAACAAAACCCAGAGCAUUCUCUUCUAUGGUAGGGUCUGCUCUCCUUGAAAGGGAUGUGCCCUCUCUACUUCGGAGGAAAGUGGGCACUGUGCUCUUAUCACUCAGGCACGUGCAUUUUGCCUUGUCAUUUGCUUUGACUCUGAAGCUGACCUCCUUCCUCUAGUUGUCAACCGGGUGCUAGUCCCGCUCUCUCACAACCGAGAGCUACUUUUCAUCCGAAUCUCAUAGUACUGAGGACCUUUGUUCCCUUCCUAUAUUCCCACCACUCUAAACUUUCAAAUACAUAAAUUUACUCUCCUGAGACUGCAAGGUCAACAUAAUUCACAUUGGUCUUGAUUUUGUUCAACUACCUUCUUAGGCAGGAAUCCUGAGUGCAAGCAUCAGUAGAUCACUUCUUAGAGAUGGCAAACUCAUAGAUGAUCAGGAUGUUUGGCUGAAAUGAGUUUUGGACACUCAACUGUCUCCUGGGGGGCAGUUGUAAUCAUGGUGAUCACUGGGCAAGAUGCCCUGCUUCUGCCUCCUGUACCUUCUGCUGUCUUGUGAGGUCUUCUCCCCUGUCUGGAGGUAGGGCUCAGGGUGUACAUUUGGUGGUACUUCAGAAUUCUUCCACCCCCAUUUGUUUUUAACAGAGCAGGAUACAAUAUUUGUCUUGUAAAUUUGUCAUGAACUCCAGAAUGUGUCAAGCUGAUCUCAGACAGAUUGGGACUACUUUUCUAUUUUGAGUUCUCUGGGGCAUCUUGAAGCGCUCCCCCACCUCCCCUCCACCCUCUUCUGGAUAAUUCCCCUCAGUAGCUGCUCCUAAGUAGCUGACAAGAUGAGAGCAGGGUUUGCCAAUAACCUCUUUCUG